AGCAGUGCAGCAACCACUCAGCCUGUCAUAGCUACACACACACAAGAGCCGAUACAAGCUAGCUAUGCAUUGAAGAAACGUCUCUCCGGACCGGCUCUCUCCGGUGCAAAUUAUCGGGUUCAAAGUGAGUAACAUCAAUUCACCAAGCUCUUUCAUUCGUGCAAAUACCCGCUCCAGGUGACCGUUGCCAAAUACAAAUUGACGAAUUUCCGGAAUUUUAGUGUGGUCAAACGAAUGCUGAUGCUACACCUAACGAUAGCUAUCUAACUUUAGCUCAUGCUGAGGACCGCUUCAUGAAACCGCAACAUUCCUGUGAUGAAAAUAGUAGGCAGUGUUAAUUGGUUCAGCAAAUAAGGGAAAAAUACUAGAUUUUGAUUUGUUAUUACAACGUUAUGCUAGCAGCUAUUGCAUUAGGCGUUUUUUUCUGCGCAAAAUGAGAGAAAUUGAUGUCAAGCAGUUGAAAGAUUGAUGUCUUGAUGUUUUUUAUUUUACGGAUUCGAGGAGAAAGAUCCCGUUGCAGGAGAACCUGCUUUGACCAUUGUGCCAUUGAUAGCUACAUCACAUUCUUAUAGUAACAACAUUUGAAGGAUCGUGAAAAUGGCGACUGGAGCAGGUUGGCAGCAGUACUACAGCCCUGCUGCUGGCAAUCCAUCGACCGGAGCAGGGAAAUAUAAUUCUGGCUCAUCAUCAACAAUCACCAUGGAAUAUACCCAAGAUCUGCACCUCAAAAUGAGCAAGAAAAUAGCACAGCUGACAAAGGUGAUCUACGCCCUGAACACCAAGAACGAUGAGCACGAGGCGGCCAUCCAGACGCUGAAGGAGGCGCACGAGGAGGAGGUGCAGCAGAUCCUGUCGGAGACGCGGGAGAAGAUCAUGCUGUACAAGAGUAAGAUCAGCGAUGAGAUGGACCUGAAGCAGCGCAUCCAGUCGCUCGAGGAGUCCAUGGAGCUGCACGAGCGCAUGAAGCGUCAGGCCCUCGCCGAGUUCGAGACCUACCGGCAGCGUGUGGAGGACAUGCAGCUGUGCACCGAGGCCCAGCAUACACAGCGUGUGGUAACCAUGUCCCGCGAGGUGGAGGAGAUGCGGCACUCGUUCGAGGAGAAGCUGCGCUCUUUCGGCACGGCGCAGGCCCAGUUUGAGCAGGAGAAGAAGCUGGUGCUGGAGGAGCUAAAGGCCAACCAUCGGCAGGAGGUGUCGGAGCUGCUCCGCAGCCACCAAAGCCAGAACCAGAACUACAGCAAGGACCAGGAGAAACUGGGCCAGCUGCACAAGGCUGAGGUGGAGUCCCUGUCGGAGCGUGUGGAGGAGAUUAAGGGGGACAAGAAGAGGCUGGUGGAGGAGUACGAGGCCAAGCUCAACAAGGCCCAAGCCUUCUACGAGCGCGAGCUGGAGGCCAUGAAGCGCACACAGCAGCUCACCGCAGACAACCUGCAGGCCUGGAAGAAGACAGAGGCAGAGCUGCGGAGGGAGUUCCAGAUGCAGGAGGCAGCACUGCAGAAGACCCUGGGGAAGCUGCGCUCCGAGCUGCAGAGGGUGCAGGAGGAGGCCCGGGAACACAGGGAGAAGUCCCACAAGCUGCAGGCCUCGCUCACUGCAGCCGAGAGCAAUAUCAAGGAGUUGAGCAAACAGCUGGACGAGGUGACGCAGGAUGCCGAGAUCGUGGAGAUUCGACAGAAGGAGGCGGAGUGUGAGCUGGAGGCCACCAGAGAUCGUGUGCAGCAGCAGGCCACAGAGAUCCUCCUCAAAGCCAGUCACAUUGGCAGCCUGCAGGCCACUCAGAUGACCCACGAGGCAGCCAUCCGGGACCUGGAGUCUGAGAAGUCUCGUCUGAAGGACAAAGUGGUACGUCUAGAGGAGGAACGCGGGGCCCUGCAGAACAAGACCCAGACACUGGACGACAGGCAGAGGCAACAGAUUCUCUCCCUGGAGAAGACUCUACGGGAGGAGAAGCAGGUGUAUGAGAAGGAGAUGAUGAACAUGCGUGCCAAAUACGAGGACGACGCCGCCCACUUCAAAGAGUCACAGACCCGGGCGCUGGAGGAGCUGUCGAAAAAGCACAGGACCACCCUGGAGAACACACAGACUACUGCCGAGAAGGAGAAGCGCUGGCUACUGGCCGAAAUGGAGCAGCAGUUUGAGAGGGAGAGGCUCUCAUUGGAGGAGCAGAAGAACCAUCUCAGACAACAACUGGACAGCCUGAGGGAGGAGCUCGCCGCCAAACUUGAACAAGCCAAUCAGGAGGUGUUGCGCCUGCAGGAGCUGGUGAAGGAGGGUGAGCAGGGCAUGGGUUCAGCAGAGGGACACAUCUCCAACCUGAAGGAGGCCCAGGACAAACUAGUGGAGGAGCUGGACGCUACCAGGGCCAGACUGAGAGAGACCAGCAACCUGCUGACCGCCCUGCAGGGAGAAAUGGAGGCCCAGAAGAAGAAGCAUGAGGCUAAAGUCAUCACCACUAAAGAGGACGAGAAGCUCAAGAUGGACAAGAUGGCGCUGGAACUGGAGCUCAAGUGGACCGAGACCUUAAGGCAGGAGUGUAAGAAGCUGCGUGAGGAGCUAAGGGAGGAUCAUGAGGAUGACAAGAGGGCAGCCCUCACCCAGCUGGCCCAGAACAAGGAGCAGGAGCUGGGCAGUGCCCGCGAGAGCUGGCAGAGGAAGGUGGAGGACCUACUGGAGCAGAUCUCGUUGCUGAAGCAGAGUCUGGAGAUGCAGCUGUCUCAGUCGCAGAGCUCCCUGCAGCAGCUCCAGGCCCAGUUCAGCCAGGAGCGGGAGCACCUGAGCCAGCAGCUCCAGGAGCUGCAGCUGGAGCACCAACGCAGGGAGCACAGCCUACAGGAGGCCCACUGCUGCGCCAUGCAGGACCUGGACGAGACCCGCCAGCACGACCUCAAGGAGCUGGAGCAUCGUCUGCGGCAGCAGCACCACAUAGAGCUCCAGUCUCUGAGAGAGGCCCACAGACACAGCAUAGAGACGCUCAAACAGCAGUCAGAGCAGGAGCUGCAGACUCUACGCUUCGAGCUGGAGGACGAGGGCAAGGCCAUGCUAGCCUCUCUGCGCUCUGAGCUGAACCACCUCCAUGCCUCGGCCAUAGAACAUCUACGGCAGACACACCAACAGGAGACGGCUGCAGCUAAACUGGAACUGGAGAACGCCCUGGAGAACAGCCGGAUACAGGAGAGGGAGUUGCUGGGCCGUAUCUCGGACCUGCAGGAGGAGGUGGUAAGGAGGAAAAACCACAUUGCUGAGCUGGACCAUGAGAUUCACACACUGAACGAGAACAUCAACACACUCACCAAGGAGCUGGAGCUCAAGGGCAAGGAGGUGCUGAAGAUCCGCAGCGAGGCCAACCAGCAGAUCAGGGCUCAUGAACAGGACCUGUCGAAGAAACACGAGCGAGAGAUGGCUGAGAUGAACGCCAUGCACAACAGAGAGACUCAGAACAUGCUGUGUGACUUCAACAAGGCCCAGGAGCUCCUCAAAGACAAGAUCUCUGCUCUGCAAGUCCUGCUGGAGGGCACGGAGGAUAAGUUCCGGAACAGGGAGAGCCGGCCUGAGGACCUGCAGGUGAUCGCUGAGCUAAAGGACAUGGUGACUGAGAGGGAGUCCCUCGUCAAGAAGCUGGUGGUAAGUGACGAUAAAAAGUUCUACCAGCUGGAGUUGGUGAACAGAGAGACCAACUUCAACAAAGUGUUCAACACCAGUCCCAACGUGGGUGUAAUAAAUCCCCUUAUCAAGCAAAAGAGAAAGAAUGACAAAUCAGCAAACCGAUUCAGCAGCUCUCCAAACCUCAGGGCUCUGGAGGCGGCGGGAACAGGGAUGGGGAGCGGGCAGCCCCAGCCCAACCGCCUAGAGCCAAUCCCCAACUCCCCCAUUCACCACCUUGAGCUCAACACUAGCAAACCUCUGCCCCCACCAACCCCUCCGUCAGAGCCCAAGAAAUUCAUGAGACCCUCGGAUGUCAAGCCCUUCUUAGAUAGGAGGCAUCUGGUGCCCGUCAACGGGUUACGACCUCUGGACAGAAACUGAGGGAGGGCCCUAAACACCAGGCAACCAGUCAGUCAGUCAGUCAGCAAGUCAUCCAGACAGACAGUCAGCCAGACAAACACCAGAAGGAUAUCCAGCCCUAUAAGCAAAGAGCAAAGGUUAUUUUAUGUGGAAUAAAGCUGCAAUGUUAUAAUACAGUGAGGUUUGUUGGUGUUUAUUGUGAAUUUCCAAUGCCAAGGUUAUGGUCAAGCCAGCAACCCAGUGAAAUGCAUUAGGUUGAAUAGGUUACAUCUUGGACAGACUGCAUAGAACAAACCACAAUAGGCAUGAUUAUGGUCUUUCAAUACAUUUUCCCUCUCACAUUCUUUCUUUGAGUUUAUUAUUGGAUUUGCUUUUCAGAAACUACAGAGUAUGAAGAGAACAAACACUAUUUGGUAUUCAGGAUUUUUAAUAGAUGCAUUCACAUAUUUGUAUAACCAAGAGAGCAUAAUCCCCCAAGGACCUGAGUCAAGGAUUAACAACUGCAUGGUCUUGUUGUAAUUCAAUCUCACAAAACCCCAUGGCUGGAUGAUCAUGUAAAACAGGAAUGGUUGAGUUAUUACAACCACAGGCUCUAUUAAAAAUGAGCAAACUUAACACAGUUAAAGGCUGAUUAGUGCAACAGAAAUGUUAUUGUUUUCAAGGAAGCAUUUACACUUGAGAGCAGAUAAUCAAAUCUAUAGCUAUACUGCCUCAAUAAAAUCCCAUUCUGUAUCCUCUGAACUGGAUGGAUGACUACACUGACUUCAAACACAGAACAUAAGCAUAAAACCCAGAGCCUUUAAAUUGAAUAAAACUACUCUCAACCCUGAGGUGCAAUAAGGAUUUCUUAGUCAAUAAUGUCCUGUAUUGUAUAACUGUUUGCUGCUGUUGUGGUGUGUGCCCCACUGUGUAGCCCUCCUGAGACAGAGGAGUCACCCGUAGGAUCCCCAGACCCCCAGCGCCAGGAGUGGUUCGCCCAGUACUUCACCUUCUGAUUUUUG
Messenger RNA from Coregonus clupeaformis (lake whitefish), 5003 nucleotides. RefSeq names its product protein FAM184A. Lineage: Eukaryota; Metazoa; Chordata; Actinopteri; Salmoniformes; Salmonidae. The record is from RefSeq and is a predicted model, not a curated record. Bases 598 to 4023 code for a protein of 1141 amino acids. The transcript is spliced from 18 exons.